Molecule: messenger RNA, 3735 nt
Organism: Manis pentadactyla (Chinese pangolin)
Lineage: Eukaryota; Metazoa; Chordata; Mammalia; Pholidota; Manidae
Exons: 9
Coding region: 1308-2336 (342 amino acids)
Source: RefSeq, a predicted model, not a curated record
UGGAAGGUGAACGAUGGCUCCAAGGGUGCUGGGAUAUGAUGCAGUUCAUACAGUGGUCGUUUUCAGAGACCUAGAUCUUGAGAAAAUAGUGCCAAGUAGAUGUAAAAACAAUUUGAUAUGUGCACUAGGGAAAGACCAUGUAAAACGUCCACAUUAGUAAUGAAAAUGGUAGUGGAUGUGAGCAAAUGGGAGCAAGAAUUUGUACAGUAAAAGAAUUACGGGUGUGUUUUCUUCUCAAAUUUCUCUUUCACAAAAAGUCAGCAUUUGCUAAAAUAUAAGACAUGAAAGGAGUUCAGGUCAGGGGAUCCCUGCUGAGCUGGAACGGCCUUGGGGACUGGGGACCGCAGAGGGAAGCCGGACACAGGUGAGGUAGGCAGGCCGGUCUGAGUAGAGGAGCGGAGGUGGGGAGGAGCCAGCCCCUAGGAUCCUCCUAUCAGGGCUUACCAUAAUUAAAGGAUCAAAGAUCAAUGUUGUUAACAUUCUCCCAAAAUGAUGAUGGAGAAGUAAUUACUGAGAUUUUUUUAAGGUAAUGGAAAACAGUAUGUGCAUGUAAAUAUUUUUGCCUUUUAAUCAGUUGUGAUUAGAAGAGCCAACGCUUUGAGCUACUGUCUGGUGCAUCUUGCCCUUCUUCCAGUUCCUGGCCAUUACUUAGCUGGGGACUGGAUGGGAAGAAACACAUCGUCCCACUGGCUCAUUUUACGACUCACUAAACAAGCAUAGCAGACACCCAUUACUGCUUUUUGGCAUUUGGGGGAUUUUGAGAUGUAUGUACGGCUAACGAUGGAAUCAGCGCAGGUCAGAGCAGAUGUUAAUGGAGUUCAUACCACAUGGUCGGUAGAAGGGCCUGUCUCCCUGCCUGGUCAUGUGUGGUGUUAUUUAGAGCAAGGCUGGAACCGCACAAGGAAAUAGCAGCCCCUGGCAGGAGGCAUCUGAGUGACUGAUGCACAGGGGUCCCCAGGUCUCGGUGGGUCCUGGAAGGGAGGGUUGACCAAGGUAGCAGGAGGGAAUAGACACAUCUGGCUGCCAGCGCCGCUGCGCCGCGCGCUCAUUGGCUGUGAGGUCCGUCAGUCGGAGGCGGGCCUGCGCCGCGGCGCCUCGCGCUCAUUGGUAGCAAGGGCCGUCAGUCGGGGGCGGGCAGUCAUUGGGCGCAGGGGCGUAAGUCCUGCGGCUGCGUAGUAGCUGUAGGCUCCGCUACCACCGUAUUCAAGUCAGUAGCGUCUCGAGCGCCGCGGGCGAGGCAGCUUCGGCUGCUCUCUCCGUGCUUCGGUCCGCUGGCCCCGGGCAGGAGCGGCCCCUGCGAAGACCAGAUGUUGAUGGACCCGCGCCGCUGCUCGGCUGCGCCAUCCUCCCGGCGCGCAUGCGGGGGCGGCACCGACCUCGUGCCCGGCCUCGGAUCGCCGCCUCGCGCCCGCUGGGCUCCCGGUGCCGCAUUCGCCUUUCUCGGGUCUCCCGCAGCGGGCGGAGGGCUGCGAUCGACCCGGACUUGGAGCCGCUGCCCCGGUCGGACUUCAGAGAGCUCGGCCGAGAAGCGGCUCCCGCUGUCGCAUUUCUGCAGUGGAGGUUCCAGAGCGGGCCCUACUUCAGGGGUGAAGGCGACAGCGACAGCCCUGCGGGCUGGAAGAUACCUGCCGAGCCCCCACUGUGUGUCAGCCCCUGUCCUGAGGACCUGGAAUGCAGUGAUCACGAAGACCAUCCUUAUGCUCAAGUCUAGGACACCGAGGCUGGGCAUACAUCACCGCCCACUUCCAGUGCCUGCUGCGCAUGCUCCUCCUGCCGGCCAGCGCCACCUACUUCCGGUGCCCGCCACGUGUCCGUCCAGCUGCGCCAUCACCUGCUGCAGAGAAGGAAGCUUCCUGCCUGGUCCCGCCCGCCGCUCGCCAGUGCCUCCCACUCAUACCGUCCCCGCCGGCCAAGGCCUCCUCCCGCUGAUGUCGCCGUCGCUCGCGAAAGCCCUGCACCGCCGGCCGGAGCCCUCCAACAGCGGCUGCCUACCGCCGGCUCCAGGGCCCCACCUUGCCAGGGUCCCUGUGCCCUUCUCACGCAGGCCUGGCCUCGCAGCGGCAGCUCACCCGCAGCCACCGUCCUGGAGCCCGCCCCUCUCCUGCCCUGCCCGCCGGUGCCUCCCGCUGACACCCGCCCUAGACGCCUGCCGCUACCACCGUCCUCCAAUGCCUUCUUCCGCUGAUGCCGAUGUUGCUGCCUUCACCAGCGCUCAUGGCCCUCCACUGCGAGAUCCCUCAGACUCGUACCACCGCCAGCAGGGGCCCCCCUGCCAGGGACCCGGUUCCCUGGUUCCCUUGCAGGCCUCGCCGCCUUGCAGCAACCUCAGUUCAUAGUUUCCACAGGGAACAACUUUGAAGUCAACUCAUGAAAGUUCUACUUGAUCCAUUUGUGUAAACAUCUGCUGUUCCCUACCUUCAGGGUCACACGAGGCAGGUAGAACACCAACCCGCCCAGAAAACUGGAACGAAGAGGAGAAGAUGUGAUAGAGGAACAUCGAGCCUAAACUGAGAGCAGCCGGAUGUGGAUCACUGUGUUGCGCGAGUGGCAGGAACCUCAAGUCUCUCCAAGUGCUCCGCCUGUCUUUGCUUUCCAACCCCACCGGUCCUCCAGAGCAUCAUGUGAGGGUGACGAUGAGGCCAUAGGAAGUAUACCAGCAUGAAUCCCAUACCAUUUUUUGUCUGAAUGGCAGGCUGAAGAUACCAUCCCAAACCAGAGAAUCUGGAGCCAUGAGAGAAGUCCUCGGCAGAAGAUCCAAGUGAUGGGACAGGGUCAGAAACACGGGCUUGGCAGAGAGGAGGGGGUGAGGUUCUUACAUGCGCACAAUACCCUGCCAGUGAAGAGAGGUGGGGGCAAGGGAAGGAUAACCAGAACAUCAGUCAAACGGGAAGGAGCCAGAGAUGAAGAAUGAAGGAAUAAAUAAAUUCCACUUAAUCUUCAGGAAAUUCAUUAUCAGCCUGGAAAUUUGUCUGAUGGCCUGAUCCUGUCAGCAGCUGUAACUAGUUUGAGGACUCGUCCAUUUCCAGCACUUAAAAUGCAUCAUUUGCUUUUGCAGAACAUGCUUAACCUGAAGAAGGUUAAUGGUUUUGGCAUCCUUACAAAAUACUAAGGCUCUCAGCAACUGCAGAGCAUCUUCCUCAGGAAACUGCAUUAUGCUCUUCAGCAUUCCAGCUGCUCUGUUGCAGAAAUUCAUAUAUCCUGUAAACCCAGUCAACCAGGUGCCCUCCCAACUACUACUGAUAAAAAGGAGUCUUGCCAACACAAUAAUGAAGUCUCAUGAUGCUGCAGCUCCACUUGUCUUCAUCCAACAGCUCCAGGCCUGCAGAGAAAUGGGCUUUCUCAGGCUUAAUAGGCCAACAUUUGGCAAGAAGUGCCUCAAUAUGUAGGAACCUCUUCACCAGAAAUGGGCAAUCACAUUCUCACUCCUUAUACUUUCUGGUACAGUCCAUCAGAAUGAAGUUCCAGUGAGGCUUCUUAUCCUUUAAGCUUCCAUUUUUAUCCCCAGUUUUCAAAAAUUAUCUUGAUAAUUUAAAGAGAAGAGCCAGAUUUCUUAUAUUUCAGAAUGAAAAAUAUAUUCUUGGGCUUUGGUGAGUGAAGCAGUGAAAUUGUAAAUAGGUUCAUCAAAGUUGGCAAGAAUUGUAACCCGACAUGUAGUUAUGGUCCAAGUCUGGCAGUUCCUCCAUAUCUCUUCUUUGUCUUUCCUAUUCAGUGAAUAAACUGAAAAAUAACAAGCUA